UUGAUUCAGCCUCUUACGUUACCGUAGACGCUUCGGUAGGCACGGCCCUCUUUUAAAGUUCCUGGGGGAAGAGUACAGGGAGCCGGACAAACUGAAGGAAAGGGGGCAAGCUUGAGCCCAGAGGAUACAUAUUUAUACAUUAUUCACCCCGGGAGGAUUGCCAUUAAACCGAGGACCAGGUGCAACACGGAAAACCAAGGUCUUGACUGCCCGACAACGUCAGAAAAUAAAGAAAAUGGCGGAGCCAGACAAAUUAAACAUCGACUCUAUAAUUCAGCGUCUCUUGGAAGUCAAGGGCUCUCGACCAGGGAAGAAUGUCCAGCUGACAGAGAGUGAGAUCCGUGGCCUUUGCCUAAAGUCCCGUGAAAUUUUCCUGAGCCAGCCAAUCCUGCUUGAACUAGAGGCUCCCCUCAAAAUCUGUGGUGAUGUUCAUGGCCAGUACUAUGAUCUGCUCCGGCUGUUUGAAUAUGGAGGCUUUCCCCCAGAAAGCAACUACCUGUUCCUCGGUGACUACGUAGACAGAGGGAAGCAGUCACUGGAGACUAUCUGCCUGCUUCUAGCCUACAAGAUCAAAUAUCCAGAGAAUUUUUUCCUGCUGCGUGGAAACCAUGAAUGCGCCUCUAUCAAUCGAAUCUAUGGCUUUUAUGAUGAGUGUAAGCGACGGUAUAACAUUAAGCUGUGGAAGACCUUCACAGACUGCUUCAACUGUUUACCUGUGGCUGCCAUUGUAGAUGAGAAAAUCUUCUGCUGUCAUGGAGGCCUCUCUCCUGAUCUUCAGUCUAUGGAGCAGAUCCGCAGAGUAAUGCGACCCACAGACGUGCCUGACCAGGGUUUGUUGUGUGACCUCCUGUGGGCGGACCCAGACAAAGAUGUGCUGGGCUGGGGCGAAAACGACCGUGGCGUCUCCUUCACAUUCGGGGCAGACGUGGUGGCCAAAUUUUUGCACAAACACGACAUGGACCUAAUAUGCAGGGCGCAUCAGGUUGUAGAAGACGGUUAUGAGUUUUUCGCCAAGAGGCAACUUGUCACCUUAUUCUCUGCUCCCAACUAUUGUGGAGAGUUUGACAAUGCCGGUGCCAUGAUGAGUGUGGAUGAGACACUCAUGUGCUCCUUCCAGAUUCUGAAGCCAGCAGACAAGAAAUUGUAUCCUUAUAGCGGAGGGGCAGGAAUGGGAUCUGGGAGACCGGUCACCCCGCCGCGAAAUUCAGCCAAGGCUGGCAAGGCCAAGAAAUAACAGCCGCUGGAUUCCCCUCCCACAACCUGCCACCCCCUGUCCGCCCAACACUCUUUUUUCCUCUACCUCCCAAACUCGUUUCUCCCUCGUCACCAAACAGCAACAAAGCAGACAAAGUGUCCAGGGUUUAAUUAUGUUUUUUUUUUCUCUCUAAAACUAUUUUUUAACUGUUUGUUUGGCUGUUUGCGUGCACUUUGGAGAGUGUGUAAAAAAAAAAAAAAGAAAAAAGCGAGAAUGAUACAGAGGGAAUUGCUGUAUUCUGUAUGUUUGUUUUUUCUUUUUUCCUCUUGUACCCUCUGUUCAGUUUUCCUGUCAUUUUGUAGAGAUGGGUUCGUGCCCAUCUGUGAUGUACUUUUCAUCCUGGGUGCAGGGGAGGAGGGGAAGGGGCAGAGAAAGAGGAGCCUUUGCUGUUUAUGUUAAGGCCCUGCACUGUUUAAUGCUAAACACAAGCUUUUGUACAUCCUGUUUCAGAGGUCUGUGUAUGUCUGUGUGAUGGGGGGGGGGGGGGGGGGGGGGGGUCAAGUUGCACGGUCAAAUGAUAAUGGCACAUACCACACACACACACACACACACACAUACACACUGGGCACACAGGUGGAUAUACAGUAUGUGCAGGUGAAUCUUUUAAUCAAACGGAUUCACAAUACGAUUUUUUUCUCUUCCUUUUUGAAAACCAAUGAUUUAAGAACACAGUCAUGGAUGUGAAAUAGUUUUUUUUGUAGAUACAUGAAAUCAACAUGGUUUGGUUUCUUCGCUUUUUCUUGUUUUUGUUUUUAGGUCACUGAAAGCUGAAGAUGAAUAAAAAUAACCAUUUAUUUGAAUUACGCCAUCA
This is a messenger RNA of Plectropomus leopardus (leopard coralgrouper), 2066 nucleotides long. RefSeq names its product protein phosphatase 1, catalytic subunit, alpha isozyme a (gene ppp1caa). Gene Ontology annotation, cellular component: cytoplasm; nucleus. Lineage: Eukaryota; Metazoa; Chordata; Actinopteri; Perciformes; Serranidae. The record is from RefSeq and is a predicted model, not a curated record. Gene Ontology annotation, molecular function: protein serine/threonine phosphatase activity.